This is a messenger RNA of Suillus discolor, 713 nucleotides long. RefSeq lists its product as uncharacterized. The record is from RefSeq and is a predicted model, not a curated record. The transcript has 2 exons. The annotation marks the transcript as partial. NCBI's taxonomy places the organism in Eukaryota, Fungi, Basidiomycota, Agaricomycetes, Boletales, Suillaceae.
UCUUUCUCGAUGCACGUGGAUGACGUCCUACCACCUCCCAAGCGCGCUGUGGGGAGGAUCCCCAGUAUUGUUAUGGAUGCUAGUCCUGCGGCUUCUUCCUCAAACUCUGGGUUCAUGCUUCCUUCCAAAGCUCUCACAACUGCAUCCACUUCCGUGUUCACAGUAGUUCCAGAAAAGAUACCCCAGCCGAGACAUGUUGUACCACCCUCAGCAACUCAACGAGGUCCUCCAUUACUGGGGAUGCGCCGGCAACACAACCUCCCAAAUUCCGGAUUCCCAUUGUCACAAUCGCGCUACGCCACCACGCAGUUGCCCUAUGCGCCAGUGACGCUUCCACCCUUCAAGCCUCCAUUGCUCAAGAAGCCCAACGCGAAACCUGCUCCAGCGUCAAAGCAGGUUGUCCAGACAUCCGGCAGCCCGCCGACUUCGACGCCCGAGCUGGUCACGGACAAUAGCAACGAGGAUGGUCAGGAGGAGGAGGAUAAACUCGGUGCGGCGGGUGGGGAUUCGUCGUUUGAUGUGUCUUUUGAUGUGGAUGUAGAUGUCCUGGAGGCGACGAUGCGGCAAUAUAAUUGAUGGGGUAGACGCAUGCGUUUCUGACGCCGGAGAAGAUGUGAGGUGGGUGUAUGCUAUGGAAGGUGAAUACUAUGUUUUCGAUCUGUCUUUGAUAAUCCAUCUACUUAGAUACAUGUACACGCAUUCACAUAUAAUAC